GUGCUUGUUCCGCAUCCAACUACUAGAUGGAGCCAGAUGCCAAGAAAUCAUCAGAAAAGUAAAAACUUUAACCAAAGUUGGAAUGUAGCCCCCCCCCUCUACCGACGUCAUGUCAUAUGACUUCACAUUAUUGUAAACAGUUCCAGGUCGGAUGACUGAACCCUCAGGCCGUAGGGUUAAACAACAACCACUAUAUGUGUAUUUUAUGGAGACAGCGUAGAAUGAGUCGCGAACUGCUUGCGUCCUGGCUGCGUUUCCUUCUCCCGCGGAGCUGGCAGUAUGGAUCCAAGGCAUUCCGACCCACAGGUCCCCCUACCUGACCUAAAGCCCCCCCAACCUGGCCUACAGAUCCUCUCACCUGCGCACAAUGAAGAAAGCGACGAAUUUACAGACUUGAGCUCUGAGGAUACUUCGACUAGAGCUGAGUGCGGACUAACGGACUGCAGCCCAAGCGCCCCUUCGGAAGGCUCUGCACGGCGGGGUCUGGAGGCUGUCAGCCCGCCUGCUCCAUCAACCUCUCCCCUCAGCCUGCCCGGUGUCAUGGAUGCUGAGGGCCGGGUCGACGAGUCAAGGCUGAGGAGUCACAUCUUAAAAAAUGGGGGCGUCUCUCCCGCGGAGCGCGGCCUGGUGUGGCGCUUCCUGUUCGGCAUGUACCCGUGCAGCUCCACGGCGGCCGAGCGCCCCCUCCUGGUGCAGCAGAUGGCGGUGCGCUACCAGGUGAUGAAGAGCAAGUGGCGGCAGUCGGUUCCUGAGGCGGUGCGCCUGCGACUCAACGGCACCGACGCUGAGUUGGAGGAGGCGGUGCGGUACCACGAGCGCCGGCAGGCCCUGCUGCAGGCCCAGGAGCAGCGGGGGGAGGUCAGCGAUAGGGUGGCGUUCCUGCAGCUCCAAGCCCAGGUGUUGUUUGAGCGGACGACCUUUGACCUGAAUGAACUGCAGGAGGCCAUCAGGAUCAUUGAUAAGGACGUGCCGCGAACCGACCGGGACCUCGACUACUUCCUGGGAGAAGGUUCUGGAAAUCUCCUGGUGUUGAGAGAUAUUCUAAUCACCUAUGCUGCUUUUCAUCCAGAGGUCAGCUACGCCCAGGGGAUGAAUGACCUGUGCAGCCGCUUCCUGGAGGUCCUGGACUCGGAGGUUGACACCUUCUGGAGCUUCUCCUGCUGCAUGGAGAAGUUCUCCAAGGACUUCAGAGCAGAUGGCCUCCAUAGAAAAAUAGAGCUGGCAGCAGCUCUCCUGAGGGAACUGGACCCUCAGCUCCAUGACCACUUGGUCACAGAAGGCAAGGAGAGCUUUACAUUCUGUCACAGAUGGCUGCUGCUGGGCUUUCAGAGGGAGUUUGAGCACGGGGAUGCCCUGCGUCUGUUUGAGGUCCUGAGCUGCGACCACCUGGAGCUCAUCUCGCAGCAGGUGGACCGCGCCCGCCACCGGGAGCGGCUGGCCCAGAAACACAGCCCAGAGGACACCGCCCCGGCACCGGCGCCCAGAGCCGUCAACGCGGCCUUCACCUUUGAGCUCUUCAUCUGCGCCACCAUCCUUAUCGACCACCGUGACGCUCUGCUCCGUUGCCGUGACGACGGGCAGCUCAUCCAGUUCACCACACGCCUCCAGGGAACGCUGGACCUGGACAGCAUCCUGAGGAAGGCCGAGGAACACUUCUACAACUACUGUAAGCGCUGUGCGUGGGACUUUAUGAAUGGCGGCUGCCCGCCCAGCGGGAACAAGGAAGACUUCUUCUAUCAGCUUCGCAGUUUAUUCUUUUGAUUUGAUUAUGGAUAGUAUAACUAUAUAUCAAGUGAAGUCUGACUUGGUGCACAGUGUUAAUGGACUGAAGAGGGAUGUAAAUUUGGGAUUUGGGUAUGGUAAAUAUGAUAACAGGUUCUGUCGUAGGAGUUUGAUCAUCUUAGUUUAGCUCAGUGAUUGGUUCAUUAUGCCUUGAAAAUAGCUGCAAUAUUAUAUAAUCAAUAUAAUCUAUUAUAUAUCACAAAAAUAAUUGAAAUAUUUUUAUACUUUGUGUAUGGAUCUUGUAUAUAAAUAUAUAUAUGGUACUUGUAUAUGGAUAAGUAUAACUCCUAAUGAAUAUAUAUUAGUACAACUUCUAGACUAAUAUAUAAAAUCCUAAACGAAUAUAUAUUAGUAUAACUUCUAGACUAAUAUAUAUUAGUACAACUUCUAGACUGCAGAGCGCUACUUCCUAGUACCUGAGUCCUAGCCUACAGUACUUAUAUUCUAUGUAGCUCUAGCGGCUAGAACACAGAGUGUGAUGUGCUACACCAGCUGCUGACUCGCUGGGGUCAAAUGUAGUUUGCCGACGUAAGAUAUGCAAUGCUGCCGGCCACAGGAACCAGAAAGGACUUCCAGUGGGGAGCACGAGCGGACCAUAGGAUUGUUUCACAAUGCACAAAGCGAUUGAAAUAAAGGUCACUUUUUGAUAGUUGUUUAACUUUUCUGGAUGGAAAUGUGGUGUGUAUGUGGGUCACAGCGAUAAAGGCUUUUGAAGCGAUGUAAGCAUUCAGACGGGAACUGGGGUCGGUUAUUAACACGAAAUUGCAAAGUUCUCAGAAAGGAUGUUUAAAAGAAGUGAAAGCGGUUGCAGUUUGUGGUGUUUUCAACCACUGUUGCAAAUCCAUUAACAACAACAGGACGUGCUGGUUUGAACAUCCUCUCCUGUUCUUCUAACCAGCUCGUGACAAUCCUGCAGUAUUUAUAUGUAAUAUAUCUAUGUUUUCACAUAUAUUUCACACGGUUACUUUCCCUGAAUAUUCUGAUGGUUCCAAGUUGUAGUCAUCAAAAAUCAUGUUUGUAGGUACAAUGUAUACUGCUUCUUUUUUAAAAUGCAUUGGUCAUUCUAGUUGGACAGAGGUUGCUCCAAAAUAUAUUUCACUGUUUGCACAAUAUAGCGUCAUGUCGGUUACACUAACUUUCAACAUUCAACCAAAACAUAAUCGGCAGAGAUACUUCUCUAAAACCUUCUGAAUGUCCUGGUCGACUGUCGUCCUGACACCCUGGCCGGUCUGGGGAAUCCCCCGUCUCCUGGAUUGGGUCAUGACGGUCCUGCCGGGCCGGGUCACCUCACUGAGCCGAUGCUCUCGGGAGGGGAAGGACCGGAGCGGCCAGUGAGAUCAGAAGCAACUGGAAACAAUAAUCAUAAAUAACAUCUCCUGAAAGACCGAGGUUACUGCCUGUUUCAUUCUGGAUUUAGAACCUGGUGUGGCUCCCUGCUUUAACAAGUCUGCAUUUAAGCAAGUUGGGGCUUGCAUGCUGCAAACCUUUCUUUAUCAACCAGGACAAGGUUCAUUUUGUCCCCUAUGUUGGUCCACUGGAUGUUCUAUAAAGAUACUGUGUUACA
Gadus morhua (Atlantic cod) is the source of this 3346-nucleotide messenger RNA. RefSeq names its product TBC1 domain family member 15. Gene Ontology annotation, molecular function: GTPase activator activity. The record is from RefSeq and is a predicted model, not a curated record. Bases 280 to 1761 code for a protein of 493 amino acids. Gene Ontology annotation, biological process: activation of GTPase activity. Lineage: Eukaryota; Metazoa; Chordata; Actinopteri; Gadiformes; Gadidae. The transcript is spliced from 10 exons.